Messenger RNA from Mycosarcoma maydis (corn smut), 1041 nucleotides. RefSeq lists its product as uncharacterized. Gene Ontology annotation, cellular component: endoplasmic reticulum membrane. The transcript has a single exon. The coding region runs from base 1 to 1041 and encodes 346 amino acids. Lineage: Eukaryota; Fungi; Basidiomycota; Ustilaginomycetes; Ustilaginales. The record is from RefSeq and is a predicted model, not a curated record. Gene Ontology annotation, biological process: protein folding.
AUGGGGUUCUCGUUUGGCUCGUACGCGUCGAUCUGCGAUGAGAUCUCCAUGGUGGUCUGCCCGUUGCUGGGCAGUUCCGGCCUGGGACUCGAACCCGUCUGCUACUCGCGCAAUGUCGAGAUCAACAAAACCAUCAUUUUCCAGCCCGCCACAUGCUUCAUCCACAUCGCCGCGCUCAUCAUGACUGCGAUCAUGGUCUACCACAUUCGCUCCAAGUACACGGCGGUAGGACGUAAGGAGAUCGUCCUGUUUUUCUAUCUCUACGCGCUUUCCGAGGUGCUCGUCAUUUUUUUGGAUUCGGCCAUCAUUCCGACGUACUCGGCAGCGUAUCUGUACCUUACCAGCGUGUACGUGGGCUUCAAGACGGCCAUCUUUUGGUGUCUGUUGAUCAACGGCUUUGUCGGAUUCCAGUUUGCCGAGGAUGGCACGCCCAAGAGCUUGUGGUUCUUGAGGCUGAGCUCUCUGCUUCUGUUCGGAGUCGGACUGUUUGUUUCGCUGGCGACGUUCAAGGGCAUUGCAGGAAUGUCGCCCACCAAGCAAACCGGGUUGUGGAUCGUCGAACUCAUCUUCCCGUUGGCAUGCGUGCUCAUCUACACCGUAUCUCAGGUGCUCUUGGUGCUGCGAACAUUGGACGACCGAUGGCCGCUGGGCGAUAUUACGUUCGGAUUGUUCUUCUUCGCCUCGGGGUUGAUCUUGAUGUAUGGAUUCGGAAAGGAAGUGUGCAGAGCGGUCAAGCAUUACAUCGACGGAACGUUCUUCGGCUCUUUGUGCAUGUUGCUGGCGGUGAUGAUGGUAUACAAGUACUGGGACAGCAUUACCAAGGAGGACCUCGAGUUCAGUGUCGGCAGCAAGCAGAGCGUUUGGGAGGUUAAGGAUCCGUUGAUCGGCGGUGGCGGCAGCAGCGAAGGUGGCGACGGCGACAGGUUGGGCGGUGGCGGUGUUGAUUGGGCGAGAGGAAGUAGCCCAAGCAGAUUCGGCGGUCAGUCGCCGUUGGGCAAGAGUGGAAUGGGGUAUCCGCCCGUGGCGAACUACUCACACUGA